Molecule: messenger RNA, 2181 nt
Organism: Porites evermanni
Lineage: Eukaryota; Metazoa; Cnidaria; Anthozoa; Scleractinia; Poritidae
Source: the annotation of a GenBank genome assembly
GGUUGGCUUUUUAAAUCUGAGGUCUGUUAUGACAAAUAUGGAUGCUUUGACCUUCAUCCGAAUCUUCUGGUGCAGUUUCCACAAGAACCAUCCAAACUUGGAACAUCUUUUCUCCUAUUUACCAGGAAAAACAGUCGGACUGCGAAAAUCAUUGAUGACAGCGAUGUAAACAAGCUCAGAGAUUCAUUUUUCGAGAUUUCCAGACGGACGAUUUUUCUUAUUCAUGGAUUUACAGGUAAAGUCCAGCUUUUACUAAUUCUAAAGCUGAUCAAAUUAAACAUUUAUUACUAAGGCGUAGUAAGCAGUGGCGGAUCUAGGGAAGGGGUCUCGGGGACCCACCCCCCCCCCCCUUAUUUUUAGACCAAACUGAGGGGCCGAAACAAUUUUUUUAAGACCACCCGUCCCCCCCCCCACCUUAUCUCAGGGUUUAGAAGACCGCCCCCUCCCCCCCCCCCCUUAUCUGAAGGUCUGGAUCUGCCACUGGUGAGAGCGCUACCAAAAUAAUACUUAUAAAUAACAAAAAAAAAACAGCUACACGACAUUUAGUACAUUUUUUAGUGGAACCUCGAUAUAACGAACCUUGAUAUAACGACAUUGGCAUAACGAACGAUUUUCUUUAACCAAGUAAUAGUAAAAUAUAUGAAAAAGAACCUUGAUAUAACGAAAGCUCCUAAUAGCGAACAGAUUUUGCCAGUCCCUUGCAUUUUUGGCCGUUCGGCGUUAUAUCUAGGUUCCAGUAGCUUUCCAGUGUAACUAUACUAAUGGUUCGGAAUUCGGAAUCUUACAGAAGUGGUCUCUAAAAAUAACUUAAAUUCACUCCAUUGUGUCAAACGAAAACCAAAGUUUGUGUAUUUCACGUCUUACUAGGCAAUCUUGAGGGUAUUUAUUAUGAAAUCAAAGGCGCACUGUUGAAUCGUGAGGACUGCAACGUGAUAAUGGUAGACUGGUCCAAAGGAGCUGCAUCCCCAUAUGGUCAAGCCACUGGGAAUGCCAGGCUUGUUGGGGCUCAGAUAGGAGAGCUCAUAAGGUUUCUCAUCGCCAGUAAUUCUCACUCGCAUAGUUCCGCUGUAAAUCGGUUCUACAUUGUGGGCCACAGCCUUGGAGCACAAGUCGCAGGUUACGCUGGGAGUUAUUUGCAGGAUAAGUAUGGAUUGAGCUUGGGCCGCAUAACAGGUAAAUAAUCGAAUACGUUAUAUAAAUGAAGAAAGUUAUGUCCUUUACACCACACUUGAUCACGCUUACCAUUUUUAUUGGCUAUCAGGCUUAGAUCCUGCUAGUCUGUUUUUCAUAACAGUCUCGACCAGCUUUCGGCUUGAUAAAAGUGACGCUCAAUAUGUUGAUGUCAUUCAUACCAACGCUGGGAUCCAGGGAACUAUCCGUGUGAGCGGUCACACCGACUUUUGGCCAAAUGGUGGAAGCAUCCAGCCAGGCUGUCCUCUCAGUGAUCUGACAAAAAGUAAGCAUUUACAAAAUGGAGACAAUCAUAAUUAUUCGCUCGAAAUAUUUCUUAUCUUUUUACGGAAUUUGGGAGGUAGUUCUGAUUUUUAUCGAACCAAUUCUUGGGUAAAUACACACAUUUUAAUUAAGCAGUCUACGAGAAGAGAAUAAAUGUUUUUCAAAUGUUUUUUAUAACUUUUCUCUGGUAUUGAAAUAAUAUAAUGCUUGACAGUUGAGGUAACUCCAAGAAUAAAACUCGAACGCACUCAUUAAUCUAUGAUAAUUGCUACUAGUAUAGUCUGAGGAGGUCACCUGACCUACAGGCAAACGUAAUUGCUUUCUGUAACGUUUUCAUUGCCAUCGUCGUCGGUCGUCAUUUCGUUAAUUCGCUUAAUAACCUUCCAACGAGCAGAGGUGGCAAGAAAAUCACCAUUUAACUAUAACAUACAUUAUUCGCAUCACCCAGACAAAAAUUUCCUCAUUUGCCUUUUGUAUGAAUUCAUUUGUUAUUUUUUUAAAGAUUGCGACCACGGAAGGGCACCAAAGUAUUUCCUCGCGUCUGUUGAAGGAUCAUGCUCCUGGAAAGCCUAUCCGUGUGCUAAUUACAUCACAUUUCUGAAAGGGAGUUGCACAAGCUGUAAUGGCGAAUGUCCAAGCUUGGGUUUCGAUGCUGAUCUUACUAAAAAGGAAGGAAGCUUCUACUUGCAAACAACCUCGAAGGAUCCUUUUUGUGGUACGAUGUAA